Molecule: messenger RNA, 3235 nt
Organism: Nymphaea colorata (pocket water lily)
Lineage: Eukaryota; Viridiplantae; Streptophyta; Magnoliopsida; Nymphaeales; Nymphaeaceae
Product: pentatricopeptide repeat-containing protein At5g04810, chloroplastic
Exons: 10
Coding region: 251-3097 (948 amino acids)
Molecular function (GO): protein binding; RNA binding
Source: RefSeq, a predicted model, not a curated record
GAGAGCAAGCAGGUGCAAUGGAGAUAAAUGAGGAGAGAUUUUAUGGGCCCUACAGUCAUCCUUGUAAACUGUUCUCCCGGACGCAGGUGUGGUGCACAAGACUCGGUAUCUGCACAUCCGGCCGGCUGUUUGCUUCAUGGUAGACGUCCGUGAGGAUAGAAUGCUGCGGUGAUGGGAGGGUGGUCAUCGGAUACCGGCAGCAGCAGCAGCAUCGGCGGCGGUUAGGUGGCACGAGAAGGACGUGGGGGCGAUGGACGCCUCCUGCCUUUGUUUCUCACUCCCCCACAACCCUGCUCGCCUCGCCGGCAAGCGCGCCAGGUCUCGCCGUUAUCCUCUCAAGCUCUCACUCCAUCUGCAGCGCCCUUCUUCCUCCUCCUCCUCUUCUCCAUCUUCUUGUCACGAACUCAACGACCCAUCUCCCUCUCUAGGCCGCGUCCGGCGUCCGGGGAACCCCAACCUCGGGCCUUCCGCCGACAAGAAACUCGAAAGAGCCGAGUCGGAAUCGUUGAAAAACUCUAACCCGCUUCGCAGUUUCUCCGGUUCGUCGAAGAUUUCGGGGAAGUUGUGGCUCUCCAGCAAGCUUUUGCCGCCUCAGGACGACGAGACCCCUACGGAGCUGACUGAUGAACCGAGCGAGAGAGUGGAAAAGGAAGUUCAGGAGGAGACACGAAGUGAGGUGCCCCCGGAUCCGGUGUACAGGGAGGAAGGGAAGAUUUUCGUGGGGAAUUUGCCCCUCUGGGUUAAGAAAAAGGAGGUGGCCGAGUUUUUUCGGCAGUUCGGGCCCCUGAAGAACGUGGUUCUGAUUAAGGGCCAUGAUGAUCCAGAGAGAAACAUGGGCUACUGUUUUGUGAUUUAUGGAGGUCCUACAGCCGCGAAUUCUGCGAUGAAGGCCGUGGAAUUCGAUGGCGUCGAGUUUCAUGGAAAAAUCCUCACUGUGAAGUUGGACGAUGGGAGGAGGUUGAAGGCAAGAUCAGCGGAGAGAUCAAAAUGGUUGGAGGGCUCGGACUCAAAGGAUUAUCGAUCGAAAUGGCAUGAAGAGAGGCACAAUUCUUGCAAGGAAUUCCGUCGGGUCCUUGACACAGAGCCAGAGAAUUGGCAGAGCGUUGUUUCGGCCUUCCAAAAGAUUAAGAAGCCUUCAAGAAGGGAGUUUGGAUUGAUGGUUAAUUAUUAUGCUAGACGAGGUGACAAGCAUCACGCUCGUGCCACCUUUGAGACCAUGAGGGCAAGGGGAAUAGAACCAAAUUCAUAUGUUUAUACCAACCUUGUUCACGCUUAUGCAGUUGCCCGAGACAUGCAGGGAGCUGUAGCCUGUGUGCAGGAAAUGAAGGCUGAGGACAUUGAAAUGACUUUAGUGACAUACAGUAUCCUUAUUGCUGGCUUUGCCAACAUUGGUGAUGCAAAAGCUGCAGAGUAUUGGUUUAAGGAGGCAAAAAAGACGCAUUCAUCCUUGAAUGCAGUUGUCUACAGUAACAUCAUUUAUGCUCAUUGCCAAGUUGGAAAUUUAACUCGUGCCGAGGAGCUGGUCACAGGUAUGGAAGGAGAAGGAAUUGAUGCUCCCAUUGACUUGUAUCACACGAUGAUGGAUGGUUACACUAAUGUACGCCAAGAAGAGAAAUGCUUGAUUGUCUUUCAAAGGCUCAAGGAAUCAGGGUUUUCUCCUUCAGUAAUCAGCUAUGGUUGUCUGAUUAACCUUUACAUAAAGAUGGGGAAGAUCAACAAGGCUCUGGAAGUAAGCAAAACCAUGGAAGCUGCAGGCAUAAAACAUAACAGUAAAACAUAUUCAAUGUUGAUUAGUGGCUUUGUGCAGCUUAAUGACUGUGCAAAUGCCUUUGCUAUUUUUGAGGACAUGAUAAAGGAUGGUUUGAAGCCUGAUGCUGUCCUUUACAAUAUCAUAAUUAAUGCGUUUUGUAAGAUGGGUAACAUGGACCGUGCUUUAUGUAUUGUUGAUAAAAUGAGUAAAGAGAGGCACAGACCUUCAUCUCGGACAUUCACACCUAUAGUACAUGGUUUUGCAAAGGUUGGAGACAUGACAAGGGCUCUGGAAGUUGUUGAUAUGAUGAGACGAGCAGGUUGUAUUCCUACAGUGGAAACUUUCAAUGUCCUAAUUCUUGGCCUUGUUCAAAGUAAACAGAUGGAGAAGACAGUUGACAUCAUUAAUGAGAUGUCUAUGGCUAGCAUAGCCCCAAAUGAACGCACUUAUACCACUAUAAUGCAAGGCUAUGCUUCAUUUGGUGAAACGGCAAAGGCAUUUGAGUAUUUUACCAAAAUAAAACAUGAAGGUCUAAAGCUUGAUGUGUUCUCCUAUGAAGCGCUACUUAAGGCAUGCUGCAAGUCUGGCCGUAUGCAGAGUGCUCUGGCUGUCACAAAAGAAAUGACUGCACAAAAGAUUCCUCGAAAUACAUUUAUUUACAACAUUCUAAUUGAUGGAUGGGCCCGUAGGGGUGAUGUGUGGGAGGCUGCUGAUUUAAUGCAACAAAUGAAACAAGAUGGAGUUCUGCCUGAUAUUCAUACUUAUACAUCAUUCAUUAAUGCAUGCAGCAAGUCUGGAGAUAUGCAGAGAGCUACAAAAAUGUUGGAAGAAAUGGAAGCUGCUGGGGUGAAGCCUAACGUCAAAACUUACACUACAUUAAUUCAUGGCUGGGCGCGUGCUUUGCUUCCUGAGAAAGCAUUGGAGUGCUUCCAGGAGAUGAAGGAUGCUGGACUAAAGCCAGACAAAGCCGUAUAUCACUGCCUUAUGACAUCAUUACUGUCAAGGGCAGCUGUCAAUGAGCACAUAUACUCAGGAACCCUAAGUAUCUGCAACGAAAUGAUAAAGCUUGGCCUAACUGUAGAUAUGGGCACAGCAGUUCACUGGUCCAAGUGCCUACGAAGAGUAGAAAGGACAGGUGGUAAGCUUACAGAAGCUCUGCAGAGGACCUUCCCUUCUACAUGGAGUUCUUAUGGAACUCAUGACAGAGUAUCACAUAAUUUGGCUCAAGGCAGUGAGAAGGACGAGUUGAAUGAUAUAGGCGAUGAAUAUGAUGAUUGUUAUGAUACCGGUACUGAUGAUUCAGAUAACGAUGAUUACAGACACUGGUUUGACUCAAAUGAGACAUGAAACUGUAUAGAUCUAUCUUUUAUAGCUUGUAAAAGUAUCAAUUUUGUCUAUGCUGGAUCACUGUAGAAAAUGUGUCAUAUGUUAAAUCAUUGCACAGAAAACAAGUUCAUUCAUUUAAAGUAGACUUUAUGAUCACUA